This is a messenger RNA of Theileria equi strain WA, 2808 nucleotides long. RefSeq lists its product as hypothetical. Gene Ontology annotation, molecular function: helicase activity. Lineage: Eukaryota; Apicomplexa; Aconoidasida; Piroplasmida; Theileriidae. The record is from RefSeq and is a predicted model, not a curated record. The transcript is spliced from 2 exons. Bases 1 to 2790 code for a protein of 929 amino acids.
AUGAGUGAUGCGGUUGCUCUGUUCAAAUCCAUAGAUGAUCUCCUUGAAAGAAUAUUGUCACUCGAUUUUCAUAAGGAUUUGAUUCAGGAAAACCAUGUGGAUCUGCAGAAACUACAAAGAAAAAUAAAAUGGCAUCUUCCAUUGGAACCGCUUCCAGUUAUUAUACCAAACAUUGAGAAAUAUCACACGAGUUUCUUUUCGUUAUUCAUGGUCGAAUGUCUAGAAUCCAUAACUCAGGAUAAAUAUGAUUCCAUGUCGAUGCCUCAUCACGCUCUCCCUGUAUCCGGUAAUAUUCGAGGAGUAUUCGGGAAUAUAACACUUUCACUCGACUUAGAGGAACAUGAAUAUUUGACGGGAGAUUUGGUAUGUCUGUGCAUUACAAAGGCCAACCUAGCUAUAACUAGAAAGGAUAAUACUCAAGUGAAGAUAGAGUCUAAGCAUGACAAAGCACAAGCAAGUCCCGGGGCAAAGCUCUUGCAUCUGCUUGACAGGAAUGGAAUUGUUAGCACUCUAGGAUUCGUUAGUUCUGUAAAGAAAAACAGGAUUGUUGUAAAAAUACUAUUGUAUCCUCCAAAAUUCGUCACACCCGAAACCUGUAGUCACAAGGAUUUGGAUAGAUUAUCUGCAAUUCAACAAAAAUUCCGCACUAUACUAAAUCCGAAGACCCCUGGUCAUGCGAAUUCAGGAUCAGAACAUAAAUCCGGAACAUCAGAAUGGUACAUAGCAAAACUCUCAUCACUUACAACCAUAUUGCGCGAAUUUAACGCCCUUUGUAUGAUGAAACAAAUGCCAUUGAGAAAUUUACUGCUGAAAUUUGAACCUAUGGAUAAUACGUGUACCCAGCCUAAUACCUGUACCAAACUUUUACUGAACUUUAAAAUACCAGAUGCACUGAAAAGAACCUUGGAAUCUAAAUACAAUUCUGGUCAGCUAUGUGCGAUAUCAAAUAGUUUGAACCAAUCCGGUAUUUCAUUGAUUCAGGGACCUCCGGGCACAGGGAAAACUACAACAAUCAUUGGAAUCAUAAGUGUUAUACUAUAUGCAUUAACACCUAUUAGUUCAAAAAAAAAUGACUACAAAAAAAUUGUUCAGUCAUUUGACACAUUUCACAUUAAACAUCCAUGGUACUUUCAGGAUGAAAGUGAUGAUGUAGGUGGAUAUUUUGAUGACUUAAGAAAUGAAGAUUAUGGCUAUGAUUAUGAUCGCAUUUAUAAUAUCUAUGACUCUCUGAACAGCACACAAAGAAAACGUUGCAAUAAUAUAAAAAUUGACUUUAAGGGGAAAAAUACUAGGCGCAUAUUAAUAUGUGCUCCUUCAAAUGCAGCAGUUGAUGAGAUCGUCAAACGUUUAGUUGCUACAGAUGGAGGUAUUUUUGAUUCUAAUGGGAACAAAUAUAAACCAACUGUAACCCGUGUAGGACCAAAUUUUCAUGAAGAUUUAAUAGAGUACAGCUUAAAUACAAAGGUGGACAAAUGGUUCUCUAAAAACGAUUCUCUGCAGAUCAAAGAUGAAAAAUCCAUGAAUUUUAAGAGGGCAUCAAUUGCUAAAGAUAUACUUUUGAAUAGUGAAAUCGUUUGUUCAACACUUUCAGGCUGUGGAUCAAAAGAGCUCUAUGGAUUAGCGAAUUGUUUUGACACUUUAAUAAUAGAUGAAGCCACACAGGCGGUGGAAUUAUCUACUCUUAUACCGCUAAAUCUAGGAUGUAAACGUGCAAUACUUGUUGGGGAUCCUUGUCAAUUAUCAGCAACCGUCUGUUCUAAAGCUGCAAUUCAGCUAAAUUAUGAGCAGUCUUUGUUCAAAAGACUACAGCUAUGUGGGUAUCCUGUGAAUUUUUUGAAAUUGCAAUAUCGUAUGGAUCCGCAGAUUACUAGGUUCCCUUCUAUGUAUUUUUAUAAAAAUCAGCUUAUAAAUGCUGAUGAAUCAGAUUCAAGAAGGCAUCUAGGUUGGAGAAUGUUUCCCCUAUUAAGACCUACCGUAUUUUAUGCGAUUGAUUCUCAAGAAUCUAGAAGUGAUACUUCAUACGUUAAUGAAAUGGAAGUCGAAUUAGUUUGCCAGUUAUUAGAGAUAAUUAUUGAAAUAUUGUUAUCUGUUCCAGGCAUGACUCAAGAUGAAAUUAAGCAAAAGAUUGCCGUUAUUAGCCCCUAUUCUGCUCAAGUGGAUAUAUUGAAAUCUACUAUAUACGAAAGAAUCAAAAUGUUUCACAACCCACCAACACUCACUCCAGAAGAAUCUAAAGCCACACAAAUAUAUAUAAGUACCGUAGAUGGUUUUCAGGGUAUGGAAAAGGAUAUUAUUAUUUUUAGCGCUGUGCGUACAAAGUAUGUUGGCAAUAGAAAAGCAAUUAAUGCAAAGAUAGAAGACUUAACAACUCCAUCCAUAUUAACUAUUGACAAAGAACCUCAUGAUCCAAAGAGUUUGGAACAAUUCCAAAAAUUGAUGGAGAGUUAUCUUGAAAAAAGUAAGAGCAACCCCCCUGAUUUAGAUUCCAAUGUUAAUGAUGCCUCCUUUAUAUCAGAUCGUAGAAGAAUUAACGUGGCAAUUACCAGAGCACGUAAUAACCUUUUCAUAGUUGGAAAUCCAAGAUACUUGUUAGACCAUAGGCACUGGUAUGCGCUUUAUAACCACUACGCAAAAACCGGCGCACUCUUCAUUUGCCACACUAUAAACAACCAACUAAAAAGGAACUUUCUGAAGAAUUGGAUAGUCGAUUAUAUAAAACGUGCGCCGGCUGAAUACGAGGAAUUCUUGAAAGAUAGACAACUAAAGGGUUUUAUGGAAAAGCUUGUGUAAUCAUGUAAUUUAUAUUUC